Dentiscutata erythropus is the source of this 436-nucleotide messenger RNA. The record is from the annotation of a GenBank genome assembly. NCBI's taxonomy places the organism in Eukaryota, Fungi, Glomeromycota, Glomeromycetes, Diversisporales, Gigasporaceae.
CAUUAACGUUAACGCUCAAAGUCUGUCAAACUUCAAACUAUCGAAAAUGGAUAUUUCCGAGAUCACUACAAGCACUUCAUCCACUAAUGGAGACGUCGACAAUCUAACUGCGCAGAUUGAAAAUCUAGACACCCAAGAACCAAAACACAGAUCGUUACUAGAAUCGAGUUAUGAGGUUAAGGUUACGAGUGUCGACGAUGAACCUCUGCUUUCUGUAACGAAAUUCGAAGAAUUAAAUUUGAGCCCAAACUUGUUGAAGGGUAUAUAUGAAAUGGGUUUUACAACUCCAUCAAAGAUUCAAGCAAAGGCGUUGCCCUUGCUUCUCAAAUCUCCACCUCAAAAUAUGAUUGGCCAGUCUCAAUCCGGUACUGGAAAAACAGCAGCGUUUGUGUUAACUAUGUUGAGUCGAAUAGAUUAUAAUUUGAAAUCACCGCAA